AUGGGUCUCACAAUCCACACCGUCGGAACCUCCACCCUCCACCGUCAGGCCGAACGCGCCGUGAUUAAUCUCGAUGUUUCCAGCGAAGGAGACAACCAGUCUACGGUGUCUCAAGACGUGACUCGCACUUCCAACCGCCUUCAAUCCCUCCUAAAAGAGAUCGCACCGAAGCAAGCAUCCGGCGACCCCACCCCCGAAGCCCCCGUUACGUUCUGGAGCAUGAGCUCCAUCAGCACCGGUAGCUAUCUCCCCUGGGACCACGACAGGCGCGAACACAGAGCACGGGUCUACACCGCCCGCACCAACUUCGAGGUCAAGUUCCGGGACUUCAGCAAACUGGGCGAGUUCGUGUCAGACGUGGCGAAGGACGCCCUGGUUUCGGUGCGGGACGUCGACUGGCAGUUGACGGACGAUACAAAGCAGCAGCUGGGACAGGAGUGCAGGAAACUCGCGGUCUGGGACGCGCUCGCCAAGGCCAAGGAUUACGCUGGUGCGCUGAACAUGAGUACUCUUCGACCCGUUGAGAUCGACGAUUCUCAGGGACACGCUUCGCCAAUGAUGUUUGCUUCCGCUCGGAGAGCACCUGCAUUUGCGGAGUCGGGGGGUGAGCAGGCCUUGAGUUUUGUGCCGGAGAGUUGUGAGAUUGAAUGCUCUGUGAAGAUGCGCUUGGAGGUGGAGUAG
Messenger RNA from Aspergillus bombycis, 681 nucleotides. RefSeq names its product SIMPL domain-containing protein. The transcript has a single exon. The record is from RefSeq and is a predicted model, not a curated record. NCBI's taxonomy places the organism in Eukaryota, Fungi, Ascomycota, Eurotiomycetes, Eurotiales, Aspergillaceae. Gene Ontology annotation, cellular component: external side of plasma membrane. Gene Ontology annotation, biological process: DNA damage response. Bases 1 to 681 code for a protein of 226 amino acids.